This is a messenger RNA of Kazachstania africana CBS 2517, 717 nucleotides long. It is a transcript of the gene ERG29, whose product is annotated as Erg29p. The record is from RefSeq and is a predicted model, not a curated record. The transcript has a single exon. NCBI's taxonomy places the organism in Eukaryota, Fungi, Ascomycota, Saccharomycetes, Saccharomycetales, Saccharomycetaceae. The coding region runs from base 1 to 717 and encodes 238 amino acids.
AUGGUAUUUAAUAAAUCGAUACUGUACAAGAAUUAUUAUGGUAUAGAGACGAAAAUUCUCGAGAAGCUAAAGACAACGCCUUAUGUACAUCAAUUCAUACAUGAUCGAAUUAGCGGUCGAAUCACCCUAUUUCUAAUUAUAAUGGGAUCAUUAGCACUAGUCCAAGAAAUGUGGGUUAGCAUCGAAAUGACACUGUUGCAAAAGGAGGCGUAUGAUGAACUGAACAUCGGUAGGAUAGAUGAGGGGCUGCGGCUGCACAAAGUACUUGUGAAUGAUGAAUAUCACAGUCGUGAAUUUCUUGAUGAAAAAUCUGGUAUCGUUAUUGAAGAAUUUGAAGAUAGAGAUAAAUUUUUCUCAAAGCCUGUACAUGUGUCAAAUCUAUAUGUUGAUUGUAACAUCUCAGUGAGUAAUGAAUAUGUCCUAGAAAAACCAUUGAAAUAUCACAUAGAAUUUUUACCCGAGGACUUCGAAAAUGAAAAGAGGCCGGAAUUUGGGUGUUCUUUAGGCGUUUUGAGACUGAAAUUAUAUCAUUUAUUCAAAGAUUCGGAAUUAUAUGAUGAAUUUAUCAAAACUAGUGGUAAAAAAUUCACUAUAUCAAAUAACGUUGUCAUUUACAAUAGAUUUAAAGAAGAGCUACCAGCAAAGCUUGAUGAUAUCCAAUUAUGCUUCUUGAAGAUAGAAACGAAAGAUAGGAUUAAAUGCGAUUUCAUCAUUUGA